Nicotiana attenuata is the source of this 1735-nucleotide messenger RNA. RefSeq names its product GDSL esterase/lipase At4g16230-like. The record is from RefSeq and is a predicted model, not a curated record. The transcript has 5 exons. The coding region runs from base 503 to 1594 and encodes 363 amino acids. NCBI's taxonomy places the organism in Eukaryota, Viridiplantae, Streptophyta, Magnoliopsida, Solanales, Solanaceae. Gene Ontology annotation, molecular function: hydrolase activity, acting on ester bonds.
GAGUAAUAUUUAUUGGUUCUGUUUCUCUUUUGGCGAUUGCAUUCUGGCUCAAGAUUGGCUCCAACAUAUCAGAAAUUUCUCUGAUUGGUAGUGCUGAUUCUGCUAGGCAUUUAAUGAGUUCUUCUCCACCAACUUUCACACUAUGCUUGUUAUAUCUAUUUCAAGCUCCGUUUUCUAUACUUUUAUCAUAUUGUUGAGUUAAGCCUAGCUGUGAGGGAUUUCUAGCCCAUCCUAAUUUCAUAGGUUUAGUUAUAAUAUAUGAGCUAUAAACUGUUCUUCUUUUAAUUGUUUGCUGGCCCAUCCUAAUAAGUAAUAUAGUGACUAUAGUUAUGUCCACUGAAAUUGUGAGCUAAAAGCUUAUUUGCUUUUAAUUCUCUACAAUUUUGCCUCUUUCUAUUGGUGUGUGUGUCCUUGAUUUGCCUUGUUGGUCCAUUUAACAGAACUUGCUUUCUCCUACUGAAAGAAGCCUCAACAUUCUUAGCUUUAUCUCUAGGUGUUUGAGAUGGGAAAUCCAUCAUAUUAUAGGUUGGCGAUUUUGGUAGUUUUGCUUCAGAACUUGACCAUCUGUUUGGCAGAAAAUGUCCCUGCUAAUUUUGUCUUUGGAGAUUCAUUGGUUGAUGUGGGUAACAAUAACUAUAUUGCUUCUCUUUCAAAAGCAAAUUUCUACCCAAAUGGUAUUGAUUUUGGUGCCCCAACAGGAAGAUAUACAAAUGGAAGAACUAUAGUGGACAUUUUAGGUGAGGAACUGGGAUUUAAUUUGACUCCUCCAUACUUAGCUCCAACAACAUCUGGUCCAGUGGUUCUGCAAGGUGUCAAUUAUGCUUCUGGAGGAGGAGGCAUUCUUAAUGAAUCUGGCCAAAUUUUUGGUGGAAGGAUCAACAUGGAUGCUCAAUUAGACAAUUUUGCAAAUACUAGACAGGACAUAAUCACAAGAAUUGGAGAGCCAGCGGCAAUAAAGUUGAUUGAGAAUUCACUCUUCUCAGUAACGAUGGGAUCAAAUGACUUCAUCAACAAUUAUCUCACGCCUGUUGUCUCCACACCUAAGCAACUAACUGUACCUCCAAUGAAAUUUGUGGGAGCAAUGAUAUCCAAAUACAGAAUUCAACUAACGAGACUUUAUAAUUUGGGUGCCAGGAAAGUAAUAGUGGUGAAUGUUGGGCCUAUUGGGUGUAUCCCCUACCAAAGGGCUAUAAAUCUAUCAGCCGGAGAUAAGUGCGUAAAUUUCCCAAAUGCGCUUGCGCAAUUAUACAACACCCAAUUGAGAGGGCUUGUGAGUGAACUAAGUUCCAAACUUACUGGAUCAAAGUUUGUCUAUGCAGAUGCCUACGGAAUCGUCCAAGACAUCAUUCAGAAUUACUCAUCUUAUGGAUUUGAGAAUGCAAAUUCAGCCUGCUGUUCUGGUGGUGGAAGAUUUGGGGGAAUAAUUCCAUGUGGUCCUUCAUCUAAAAUAUGUGCAAAUAGAAGCAAGUAUGUGUUCUGGGAUCCAUACCAUCCAGCUGAAUCAGCUAAUAUCAUCAUAGCAAAACGCCUGCUGGACGGAAACUCUCCUGAUAUUUGGCCUAUGAAUGUCAGGCAGCUCCUUGCAUCCUCCUAAUUUCAAAAUGACUACGUUAUUUUGUUUCUCUAUCUUCAUAGGGAAUUAAACAUUUAUACAGAGGAAAGUUCGUCAUGCACUGUACUGGUCUACUGCCAAAUAAGUAGUGAAUGAAAUUAUUUAUGAUUUUUCUCUUACAUA